Dracunculus medinensis (Guinea worm) is the source of this 2028-nucleotide messenger RNA. Lineage: Eukaryota; Metazoa; Nematoda; Chromadorea; Rhabditida; Dracunculidae. The record is from the annotation of a GenBank genome assembly.
AUGUUGGAAAAUUUAGUCGCUUGGGUAUUAAAUGCUUAUAUUGGCGAUUAUUUAGAAGAUUUAAAUACCGACCAACUUAGCGUUGCAAUACUUCAAGGGCAAGUUGAACUGGAAAAUGUUCCUUUAAAAAAAUCAGCUUUGCGUAAGUUCGACAUACCUUUGCAGGUAAAAUCCGGUCUGCUUGGAAAACUUACGUUAUCAGUACCAAUAACACGGAUGAGAAGUGAACCAUGGGUUGUGAAAAUGAGUGAUUUACUUGUUCUUUUAGAACCAUCUGAUUUGAACAAUUAUAAUUUCGAGACUAUAGAGAUGUAUGAACAAUCAAAAAAAGAACAAUUAUUAGAUGAACUUGAAAAACAACAUAAGAAACAAUUGUUAACAAAUAUGGGAUUAUGGGUCGAUGAUUCAUUGCAAAAAAAUUGGUGGGGUUAUUCUCUUGUUUCGACUAUUAUCAACAACAUACAGUUGAUCAUUACCAAUGUUCAUAUCCGAUAUGAGGACAAUAUUACUCUUCCAAAUGGUGCUGGAUUUUCUUUUGGAAUAAGAGUCCACUGCAUUACUGCACAAACUACUAAUUCUCAGUGGAAACCUGAUUAUAUACAGCCACAACAUGAUGUAAACAUUUUCAAAAAAUUGAAUUUGGAAGGUCUGUCAUUUUAUUGGAAUAGUGGUGCCAAAAGCGAUGUUAUUAUAAAUUCAUAUUCUGAAUUGCAAUUUAAUUUACGAGCAGAAAAACUAAACAUUGAAUUAACGAAACGUCAAUUAAAUGAAAUGAGAUUUCUUGCGGAGGAAUGGUCCAGGUAUGAUCGAGCGAGAGAACAUCGGAAAUGGCGACCACUUGUUCCUCUUGCUGGGAAGUAUGAAUGGUGGAGUUUCGCAUAUAAUCGAAUUCAAGAUGAAAUACAUCAGAGAAAUUUACGAAAAACAUGGAAUUUUGUCAUUGCUCGAGUAAAACAGUUGAAUUCAUAUUGUCGUGCUUAUCGGAGAAGGCUUUUAGCAAUUAUUGAAUCGGCUAGAGCAGAAGUUGUGCUAAUUGUUAAUGAAGUCGAAGAGCAGAACGAAUUAAUUCGGUCAUUUGACGAUAUCCAGAUGGAUUUAAUGAAUCCGUUGGAAGAAACACCAAAGCACAAGACAGAUUCGUUAAAUCCUUCUUUAACGGCUUCUCAAAAGGCAUCAGAUUCAUGUAAUCAUUUAGAAGGCUCACAAAACGGUACACCACAAGAUUCUUCCAGAUCAUCGAGAGGACUUUAUGGAUGGUUAAGUAGUUGGUUUUUUGGUGCAGUUGAAGAUAUGGUAGAAAAGAAUGGAAGUUCAGAAGAAAUAAGGGAAAAUACAAAUAUUCCAAUGGAACUAAAAGAGCUUGGAAAACGUUUGGAGGGUGAAAUACUCGACGUUUUGAGUGAAAGUCGUGAUGACUCUACUUUAUUGCGACGGGACGUUAUAUUAGCCGAUAUCGUUAUGCAUUUGAAGCAGUUAAUGAUAAGAUUUAUAGAUGAAAAUGAGCUUAAUACGAAAAGUAAUUAUCGAUAUCUCGCAAUGGAUCUACGUGAUGUUAAAAGUUGUAUUCGGUUAAGUCCUUAUCAUCAUAGUACCGCUUUAUCAUUUUCGGUGCAAGAUAUGAAUAUUCAGCGGUUAUAUACUUCUAAUAACAAAUCUUGUGAAACUGCUGAAUAUGACGACGAUUCUUUGAUAUUUGGAUUUGGCACCGGUUUAAUUAGUGAAACAACACAAUUACUUUUCACAAUGGGUAAAGCAAAAUACAGAGCAGAUUGUAAUCAAUUCGGUUCUUCAACUCGACGAUCUAAUCAAGCGAUUUCGGAACCAAUCUUUGAAGUUGUUUAUCGUAGAAAGUCUCCGAAACGGAUGAUCACUCAUACCAUUGAUGCGAAAUUCAGCGAUUUAUCGUUUAUGUAUAAUGAAGGUGCUUUCAGUGAUCUGAUCGAAAUGUUUGGUUGUGAUAGUGUUGAUAUUCAGGUAAUUUUUGGAAUAAACAAUGGAUUUUUCGAGGAUUCGGUGCAAUUCGAUUAG